GGGGGAGUCCGGACACACAACCUCGAGAAAUCUACCGCGUCUCGCGCCCUCUGCUCCAUUUGGAGGUGAUUAUUUUGAGCCCGUCUGUAAACUCCGCCACCUUUCACCUGUCACAUUUGCGUUGACACUGAAACCGGGUCGUUUAGCUCCACCCCCCUUUGCUUGCAAAACCUCCACCGGGACGCCUCACAGUAAAUAAUUCGUCCGGAUGAUUUACAGUAGAGCGGAGGAGCGCUUCCGCUUUUGCCGCAGCGGUGCUGUCACAGCGGGAGGAUGAACAACCAGAAAUGUAGCACUUUAUUUCAGAAACUGGGAGGACGGACACGAAUCAUACAAUGUAUCUACGUGGUGGGCUUCAUGGUGAGUGGCUAACUGAGGCGUGAAGGCUCUGCUAUGAGACUGAAGGAGCUACUAUGGUGCUGCUUGCUUUCAUAUCUCAGACGUAUUUAGUGGAAACACAUAUAACAACAAGGAAAGUGUAUCCUUCAUGUUAAAACUUUGUUUAUUCAAAAUACUAACAAGUUAUCUUCAGUGUGUUUAUGUCUGUGAGUGUAAUUAAAUGAUAUAAAUAGGUCUUGAAAGUCUGCAGCUUUUAUAACAUUUGGAAACAAAAUAUAAUUUCUUUAAUAAUCUAAAGUGUGUGUUUUAUUGCCUAUAUUUGACCUACUUUGAACAGAAAUGUAAUUACUUCCUUGUAUCUGUAGAGACAUUUUGUUGAACCUUUUUAUGAUCUCAAUGACAGCAUGAUCAGAAAUGUUAACUUUUUAUUUUGUAUUUACUGACAUCAGAUCAUUUGUAUUCAUACCUGUUAUUUCUACAUCUAAAGUCAUAUAUGCAUGAAAUGUUUUAAACAUCAUGAUAAGAUAUUUUACAAAAGAUUGUUGGCACCACAGUUCUAUACAUCUCCUGAUACUUCAAAACAUGUUUGAAGGUGAAUGUCAGAUGUAAAGAUCAUGUUGUCCUGACACCUCUGAGUGGUUUCUUCUCAGCUGUCAUUUAAAUGUGUUGCAAAGUGGCCUGAUGCUGUUUUGACUUUUGAAUUCACCUCUCACUCCAAAAUACUGUAUUUAAAGAGUGUUUAAAGUGUUUUCAUGUUCCCUGCAGAGGUAAAACAGUAAUUCAUUGAAUGCCUAUGUGGGAAUUCAUGCUGUUACAGUUUUUGGCACAGAGACCAGAUGGAAACAGUGGGGACAGUACACUGUUAAUCCACAUAAAGUUAAGCAGUUAGUGUAAUAGGGUGAGUCAGUGCACUUAAUGAAGCACAGUGUGACUUUCAUCAGGAGUUUGGCAAGAGCUUUUUCUGAUCCCAGAAUGCAGAGAAACAGGAAAAACUGCAGAAACCUCUGAACUCUGUGUGUUAAAUACCAGACUCUGACUGCAUAUGUUAAAAGCCGCCAUUUUUUGCCAGAUCCCAAUCUAAAGGUUUAAAAACAAGAAGUGAAAAAUCCAGUGAGAUUGGGCCAUGUUUCAGUGUUAAAAAUGUCUGUUUAUGAGGUUUACUGAUAUGGCACAACAGCUUAAUCUUAGCAUCAUGCAGUUUACUUCUCUGCUACACCAGGUGGUGGAUUACAGACUAGGUGGAAUCUUAAAAAUUAAGAUCAAAUUGACCUUUCUAACAAUCUUUCCAGAUCAUUCAAAGUCUAUUGAGCUUCUUCUCAGCCAAGUUAAACAAUUAUCCAGAGCUAUUUAGGAGCCCUCAGCUGUGAUGAAUUAUAAUGGCAGCAGCUUUUCAAUCGCUUUGCUACAAUAUUACAGGGUUUAGACAUUUGCACUGUAUGAUGGCAUUAUCAAUAACCUUCUUUCUUGUUCUUUAUAUUUCAUUUUUUUUAUAUAUGUGUAUAUUUAGGACUUGUUUGGGGUGAGCAUGAUCAUCCCUCUGCUGAGCCAUCAUGUGAAAGCUCUUGGAGCAAGUCCCACUGUGGCUGGUAUAGUAGGUAAGCUGUGUUCUAAACAUAAAGUAAAUAUUGUAGUUGCAUCAUAGUAUGUUCUGUAUUUUCAGACUUUAGAGCACAAGAUUACAAGUCAGCAAGAAAUCUUUCAACCAAACUACAGACAUACAUACUUAUCUGCAGACUAAAGACAGAAGUUAUGCAUGAACUACGUUUGAUUUUACAAAUCUGAUUCAAACAAAUAUGUUGCAGGAUCCACAUAUGGGAUCUUGCAGCUCUUCUCCAGCACAAUAGUUGUAAGUAUUGGCUUUUCUCUCUGUCUCUUGUGCUUGGCAAGGCAUUCUUACCAAAAUGAGUGCAUUCCAUGUCAUCUCUGGUAUUUCAUGAAAACAAUGAACACUGACCGUUUAAGGUUGGUUGAGGUUGCACAGUUCCUCCAGUCUCUAUGUAUAUACACAAACCAGCUACUUCUUUCUAGCUGCAGACUCACACCUAAUGUAUACAACUAUUUAACCAUAGGAACAAUGUUGUGUAUGACUUCCCUGGAAGGCCACUUCACUUUUUGAUAGUUUGAGAGAAAAUCGAGAUUGAUCACUGGAACUCAAGAAAUGACACUGACUACUCACCACGCCACCAUAAGAAUCUGGUACAAGAUUCCCUGGCUUCUUUACCGCCCCAUCGCUCCUGAAAUUGGUUAAAUUCUCAGGGGUCAUGGGACAAAUUAAGCUGAUAAAGAGUGGUCUGUUGGUUCCCGCGUGCAGACCGGCUGGAUCCUGAUAAACCCUGGGAUACAUGGACAGCUGGGUCUCUAUAAAACCCCACCAGGAUACAUUCAUAGCACAGCAAACUCAAUUGGUCCUAAUUUAGUUAUUUCAUCAGAUGUGUACGUGUGUGUUUGCGACAGAAUGAAAAAAGACAGGGUGAGAAUCGAAUAAAGUCCUGGGCUGAGAGGAAACUAAGGGUUUGGACUUUGCUGCUUUAAGGACUGUCAGAAGAUAUUUUCCUCUAUUUGUUGGAAUUUUGAUCUCUACCAUACUGUGAUCCCACUGGGUUGGAUAGAAAUUGACAUCAAUCACUAGGGGUUUAUCACAUACUGAUAUCAACUAUGAUUGGGUAUAUGCUCUGACAUGAGAACUUAAAAAAAAUGUGAUGUAGAAAAAAUUUACUGGAUCUUCCUGAGUAUCUAGAUACAAAAUGUUCCCCAAAGAAUUAGCUUUGAGUUAGUAAAACUGGAAGAUUGAGUUGUGUGUCAUUCCCUGUGUGUGAUUAUCAGGGUGGCUGGAGUGACGUAGUGGGACGGAGGUACUCUCUGCUCACCUGUCUGCUGCUGAGCGCAUUCGGCUACGGCCUGCUCGGGAUGUCCACCAGCAUCGCUUUGUUUGUCCUUGCGAGGAUACCUGUGGGUGAGUCCUGAACCCCAAACCUUUAACACAGGUGAUAUUUUGACUCCACAGUAUAGAUAGUCAAACAACUGAGAGCAGUUAUAGUGUUGGGGUUCUCUUACUGUCUUUGCUAGUUUUCUGUUGUGGCUAUAGAAACUGUAAGAUCUGAUGAAAAUAGUGCAUGUCAACAUCUUUAAUUUUUCUUAUGUUACAAUAAGAAGGAAGAAUACAAUUUAAAAUGAUGUAAAAUUUCUAUCAUAAAAAGUGUGGAUUAAUCAGUUUUUGAAUCAGUUUGAUUGAACUGAUCAAUCCUGUCAGCUGAUGUGUUUGUGUUAGUAAUGGUAGGCUGUGCAAACCAAGUGUCUUUUCUUGAUUUUGAAAAAUUACCCUCAGCAACAAAACACUAUAAAAGAACACAACAACCAGACCACCAUCAUCUUAUGUUUUAGAAAUUGAAAAAAAAACUAGAAACAGAAUUGUGGUGUUCUCAAUUUCAAGGUUGACACAUUGUGCAAACAAUGUUUUUUACAAUAUUUAAUGAGGAAAAGCAAAGCUGAGUCUUUGCGUAUCUUAAUUUAGUUGAUGUGCAAAAAAAGAAAAAAACAGAAUCUAUGAGCACAUGUGUCUGUGUUUCCUAAACAGCUGUGAAAUAACCUACUGCAACUGAUGUUGUCGUAGUCACCUCAGGGGUCAUAUGGCAAGAACAGCAGGCGCUUUUUUUGCCUGGUUUUAUUGGUUCUACUCAAAGUAUUAUUAUUUUUGCUUGGAAAUAUACAACAGUGGAUAAAUUAUAUGAUUUUUAAAGAUUUUAAAUUGAGGCAUCUCAUGACCCUAUUCUUGGAGUCUCUCUGCUUUGGGGACUUUUGUAUAUUUAUAAUGCUUUAAAGAAGGUUGACGGUUACACUGAAUAAUUUGUGUAAAUCUUAAAUUAUUAUGUAGAAUGAAAACUACAAUCUUAUUGUUAUAUUGGUGUUAACCUCCCAUUUAAAGGCAAAUAAAACAUCUUUGCACUAAAGGGACUGGCUUUUAACUCAGGAUUUGGGCGAGAAUAAUAAAAUAAGAAAUGAAACAUCAAAAUCGAACGCUACCAUCUUCAUCUCCAGGAUAAUAUCAUCCAUUUUUAUACAAUGUGAAUUGACUUUUUCAUCUCAGGGCUGUUUAAGCACUCCCUGUCCAUCUGCAGAGCUCUGCUGUCUGACCUGGUGUCUGACUCAGAGCGCCCCCUGGUGAUGGGACACUUUAAUGCAGCCUCCAGUGUUGGCUUCAUCCUGGGUCCUGUUGUCGGUGGCUACCUCACGGAGCAUGAAGGAGGGUUUUAUACCUCCUCCUUUACAUGUGCCUCCAUCUUUCUCAUUAAUGCAGGUGGGUAAAAAACCAAGAUCUGUCAAUCUGUCUGAUUGGGUCAAACGUUUAUGUCAUGUUUUGUGUUCUCUAACAUUCCAGGGCUGGUGUGGAUGCUGCCCUGGAGCGAGGCACUUGUUCAUCUGAAUGACACAAACUCCAGCAACAACACAAGUAAAGGCUGUCAUGACAACAACUGCAGGAAGUUGGUUCAAAAUGGCACUCAUGCUGAUAAACAGAACCUAGCAGAGACUGACUCAGGAUCUAAAGCUCCAGGGAAGCACAGAGGUGGUCUCAGGUGGAGGGAGGUGUCUUUGCUCCAGCCUGCCUGGAAACAGCUCUCCUCAGUGAGCUCCAAGAUCCACACGGUGGCCUCUUCAGACAUGUGGGACCUCUUCCUGGUGCGUCUUCUGAUGGCCAUAGCUAUCAUGCUUUACUACAGUAACUUCUCCCUGGCCAUGGAGGAGCGUUUCUCACUCAAACCAAAGGUAACAGGUUAUCUCAUCAGCUACAGCAGCACUUUAGGGGCCCUGGCUGGGUUCCUGGUGGGUCCUGUCACUAAGCUGUAUGGGAACAACAUGCCCGCUUUGCUGCUUCACUCCACUGUUCUCACCUGCUCGCUCAUUUUCCUGUAUGCUGCUGCUCCUAGUGUGUGGCAGGUGCUCCUCACCUCCACCUUUUUUGCCAUUUCCACCUCUAUUGGGCGGACUUGUAUCACAGACUUGGAGCUGCAGAGAGGAGGGGUCCAGGCCAGUGGGACUCUGAUUGGAGCAGGGCAGUCAGUCACAGCUGUCGGUCGAGUUUUGGCCCCUCUUCUCUCCGGUCUAGCCCAGGAGUUCAGCCCCUGUGGUCCCCCCAGUCUGGGGGUGGUGCUGGCUCUUGCAGCUGUGGGUUUACUGCUCAUCAGGAUCCCCAAAUGGGACGGGCGGGGAUUAACGAAAGUAGUCAAACUAGGAAAAUCAAAAUAACUGGAUGAAUGUAGAAUAAUGACACUUAAAACCACUUCUCCAGAAGGAGAAGUGGUCUUAUUUUGAAGGGGCCAGCUCUGGAGAUGAAAAGCAGACUCACAGUGGGAUCAAGGUUUCCUGCUCAGAUGCCUCUGAAAAACAUGUCUGAAGAUGUGAGGACAUCACAGGGUGACAAAGGCUCUUCCUCACCAGCAUCACAGUCCUUCUCUCAGGGGGAGAAAUCAAAUGUGAAGUCAGGGACAAGACGAUUGACGUUCAUCCCUUCACACUGACGUUGGAUCAGUCUAAGAAAAAUGGGCCUCGUUUGAUUCAUGCUGCCUGAAAACUUAGUUGGAAACUACACAUAUUGUACACUUUAACUCCUGAGUAAUUUCUCUAACCACUAUAUCGUCCAAAGUCUAUGAAGGUAGAUAACGCUGUUGAAAAAUGAGAUGAAACUGAACUUCCAGACCUCCUGACUGACCACAGGUAGAUCACACUGUUUUUGUUUGAAGUAGCCAUGUUGGCCAUGACUAGUUGAACACUUUUGGUACCUAACCUCCUGCUGUGGCACAAAAGCCAAUAUGGCUGGUCUCUCAUGAAGAUUUUUUUUUGUUUUGUUUUGUUUAGAGAUUUAAAGAGGUACUUUUGGUUUGAGGUGAUUUUGGUGCCUUCCUUGGAAAAAGAGGUAGCUGUUGUUUCUUUGCUGAUUUGUCUUAAACAUGUAUAAUUGGUGUUUUUAACAAAGAUUAUUGUCCUGCUUAUUCAUAACUACUAAACAUAUCAAUCAUGAGGACUUUGCUGAGGAAAAUGUGAAAUGAGCUGUUUUGGCUGAUUGAAGGUAAUUAUGUCAUCCUACACCCACUCCCCAGCAGCAGUUUCAGACACUAACUUAUAAAAAAGGCAUUUAUUAUGUUGAUGGUUGUGCUUUUGUAGGUCAUAUUAAUACUGAAAUCAGACAUAUUUAUACCAAUACCAUUAUCCAGUCUGCUUAUUGAUCUAAUUCUUUAUCCUAACUGCUCUGGAAGCCUGGUUUCUGAAUGGGGUUUUACAGGUCAGCUGACCACAGACACAGCCUCUGAUUGGUUGACCAGCCAAACUAAAAAGAUAACAGCCCCUAUCUAGCAGAGUUAGCUAACAACUAUAAUGACACUAAUCUAUUCAUAAAUCCUCACAAAUGACCUUCAUUUAUAAGAUAUCGGGAUCUGACAGGAAAGGCUCGUAGAUGUCACACAAACACUCAGGUUUGUCAUCAGAAGGCUGCCAAGGUUGUAUAAAGCAAGUGGAUUUUACACUAAGUCAAUACAUUGCACCGUUUCAUUUUAGAGCUGAUUUUGUCAGAGGGUUUUGAGAGGGUCCACUAUGAUAACUUCUUCCACUCCAAGGUUAUCGUUUAACUGACUGCCUUUUGCAGGUGUCACUCCAUGUCACUGUUUGGCAGAAAUAAGGGAACCAUUAGGUUUAAUAAUAUUAAACGCUCAAACUAGUUGGAGCUGUUUUUUGAUUCCUUUUCGUAGUUAAAACCACUAAAAACUCCGCACAAGAGCUUCAUGAUUAUCUUUGAUACCUUUUAAAUUUAAUUUUUAUUUUUUAUGCAACACUGAUUUAAAGAAGAAGCUUGCAAGAUUGAGAGUGAAGUAGUCACGUCCAUGUGGGGAUCUGGCUGUGAAGUCUCAAGAAUAAACAACUUUUCUAUCUGACUCUGUCAUGUUUUGUUUUUUCUGAAAUCCUGCUCUAGUUUCAGCUUCACUCAUCCCAUUUCCUAUCUCCUCCUCUGCUCUCAGUAUCGACACAUGCAGGCUUUGGGAAAAGGAUUUUUCAAUAACAUAGAACAUUUAUUACAGAGUAAAACAAUAUUGAAAUGGAUGCUGAUUUAUGAGCACCAUCAGUGUAACAGACCGACUAGGCCUCAGUCCUGAGGAUACUCUGUACUGCACAGCAAUAAAUCCUUCUGUUGAACUAGUUUGGCCUUUUUGUAUAAAACUACUGAGUCAUAAUAUACAGAAUAAAAAAACAAACGGACAACAUUUACAUAUAAUGACAACAAAAUAAUCACUAAAAAUAAAAUAGAGUUUAAAUUAGGCUGUUAAAAAAUCCUACAGGAUAUAAAGUAUGUAAAAACCACAUGAGGAUGCUUUAAAAACAACAACAUAAAUUGGCAUAAAAUACAUUUCCUUCACUGCAGUGCACUGUGCUUCUGGUAUGGCUGAAAACUCUGACUGUAAAGUCCUUCUUGGCUCAAUUUAGAGGCUUUUACGCCUCAUAUAAGAAAUCAAUGGACCUUCAGCGCACAGUUUUAUUGGUGUGCAGCUCAAGAGCCUGAAAUUCAGUCUGUUGCAGUCCAGCUGCUCUUUUAUUUCUUCUUUGGGUUCCACUGCGGUCUCCUGAGCAGAGGGUUUCUUGUUGUGUUGUCUCUCGGUUCAGCGGCCCAGGCAGGAGGUGGAGGCGAAGGCUCCUGCUGAUCCUCUUCUGCUUCAUGAUGACUGUUUCUGAGGUUAUCAGCUGAGCCGCUGUCACCAUUAUUUGAUGGACGGUGCGGUGCGGGAACACGGGAAUCACUGGAGGAGGAGUUUAUUCUGGGCACACCACGCCCUGCCCUGCCUCGCUCUUCUCCUGAGUUUUCAUCCAGCACACUAACGGAGGGAGAUUCCUUCAGGGUGUCGAGCCUGUGCAGGGGCAUCAUGGCUCUGGAGGAGGAGGAGCGGGAAGGCUGGCUAAACCGGGAGCGUCUGGGGGGGUACGCCACCUCUGACAUAGUUUCCUGAUCAUCUGGAAGAGAUGGAGACAAAAAAGCAUGAUACAGUGACCUGAAAGCUGCAAGUCUCACCACAACACUAACCCAUGUCGGUAACCCAUGAGAACUUCAUUUGAAAUUCUGGUGCAGGUGUCAGGGCUCUAAAACAUAUCACGAUAUAUCAUGACAACCCUACUUUGAAAUGAUCCAUAGAGUAAAUGAGAAGCCUACCUGUGUAGCUCACCCUCCCAGGAGGAAACUUUGAGUCCAGACUUUUUCCAGCAGGAAGGGAAAAGUAUUUGUGGGACUUAGGCACCACCUGAGGAUGCAAACAACAGCAGAAUGAGUGAGGAGGAUAUGCUGAGAAAAGAAAAUAGAAGAUGAUGAACAAAGGACCGGCUGUUUAAUCAGGGCUAUCAUCUUUGUUUCCUUGAAAAGUAAUGAACCUGCUUUGAAUAUGAUUCAGCUGGGGCUACAUGUGUCGAGAGUAUCUCAUAAACAGCAGCCAGAGUGUUGAGGUUUUUUCAUUCUUACUGAUGUCUGAAAGCUUCCAGGUCGGAGGCUCCUGCGAAUGCUGGCGUGGCGUCUGAUCAGGAUCUCCCUGGUGGCGCUGUCAUUGGGAAGUUUGUUCUUAUUGGUGUAAGCCACCGUCUGGUUAGAAAACACAGAGAGGAACAAUAGUCAACUCAUCAACCAUCACACAGUAGAUGCAAAAACCACUAGUGGCCUUUUUUGGCC
Molecule: messenger RNA, 9031 nt
Organism: Xyrichtys novacula (pearly razorfish)
Lineage: Eukaryota; Metazoa; Chordata; Actinopteri; Labriformes; Labridae
Source: the annotation of a GenBank genome assembly